Molecule: messenger RNA, 4010 nt
Organism: Hypoxylon fragiforme
Lineage: Eukaryota; Fungi; Ascomycota; Sordariomycetes; Xylariales; Hypoxylaceae
Exons: 3
Coding region: 181-3789 (1202 amino acids)
Source: RefSeq, a predicted model, not a curated record
ACAGUUAUACAAGUUGAAGUACUGGGCAUCAACACGUCAGCUAUUGUACCACUAUAAGAACAGACCAGGGAGGUCUAGCUUUGGUAUGACCGCGGUCCUUUUCAGCUUUCCUCCUUUUCAGCUUUCCUGCCUUUCUAGAAACCCGUCUUCUAUCGCGUCGAGCGGUGAAGACGCGCCGACAUGGACUCAUUUGCGGCAAUUGGACUCGCUUGCGGCAUCAUUGCUUUCCUAGAUUUUGGCUUCAAGUUGGUUUCUCAGGUCGAGAGCAUUCAUGCAUCUGAUUCUGGAGCUCGCGCAUAUAACGAUGACUUAUCUUCUAGUACACAACAGGUCCAGCGCCUGGCAUCUAAUUUGAAAGCAAACAAGUCACUAUCAGAUCAAGAUAAUUCCCUCCUCGAAAUUGCUGCUAUUUGCGAGAGCCUAUCGGGUGAACUCGUGGGCUUACUCAAUAAGCUGAAGGCAAGAGAUCCGAAUGCUGCAUUGAAUGACUGGUUUAAAAAGGACCAAAAGAAUGAUUUAGAGCUAAGGCUAGAUCAUUGUAGACAGCAGCUAAACAACUUGGAGUUAACAUGCUUAACCAGAACCGAUUUGUUGGUCAAGCUCAACGAGUUUGCCACACAUGGUCAAGCUACUAGUGCCGAGUUGCGAUCACUGUCCGAAAACAUAGAAUAUCUACGUCUAGCUAGCAAUGUCUCUUGUCUUGACCCUGAAGCACUUGCCCAGAUCCAGUCGCUGCUCCAGUUGACCGAUGAUGCCAUCACGAAAAUUCGCCAAGCCCGGAUUCUAGAUGGAUUGCUGUUUGGUCUUAUGAACAAGAGGAUUGAAGUUAUCCAGGAGGCCCACGAAAAGACCUUUGAUUGGAUAUUCAAUAACGAAGACGUUCAUGAAACCGAAAUAUCCUCGACCUACAGCUCUGAGACGGAAACCGACGAAAGCCCCGAUAGGGAUAAGAUUAGUGAGUAUGAAUUAGAAUGGGAAGAUCCAAGUGAGAGUGGGAAGUCAAAUACAAAUAGUCAACAUGGAGAUAUCGAUAGCGGAGGUGCCGGCCCCAAAUCGGACAACUCGAGCUUCCAAUGGUCUGAGGGUGGCUACCAUUACUCAGACUCAGACUCCCAACCUUCUAUCGUAUCAGACAGCGAGGUGUUGGAUGAAUCGAUCGAGAGACCGAAACCCUCACAGACUCUUUUACGAAAUCUUGCUGGGGCACACACUCAGUCAGAUAUGGAAGAAUCAUCCGAGUCGUCAAGACAGAUUAUGAUGGAAGCUCGUGAUAGCUUGAUUGAUUGGCUAGAAAAGGGCACCGGUAUAUUCUAUAUUGGAGGCAAGCCAGGAUCUGGUAAAUCGACACUAAUGAAAUAUUUGUGUCGCAAAUCACGGACUAGAAAACACCUUGAAGUUUGGGCGGGAGAAACGGAUCUCGUUUUAGGAAUGUUCUUCUUCCGGAAGUUAGGUUCUCCUCUUCAGAGCACUAUCAAAGGUCUUAUUCGAGGUCUAUUACACUGCCUUCUCUCAGAAUCACCCAGCUUGAUCCCUCUCGCGUUCCCAACGCAGUGGGAAGCGUCAAUGCAGCACGACCGAGUUCACGUUGAAAAUGAGGAGUGCUCUUUGGCAUUUGAAAAGGUGAUUGCAACGAGUCAAGCUUCUCCGGAACACAAGCUUGCGUUUUUUAUUGAAGGUCUCGACGAGUUCGAUGGUGACCAUGCAGAUCUGAUACGGCAACUAUUUGUGUGGACCAACAAAUCACAAAACGUCAAGCUCUGUAUAUCUAGCCGAGAGGGGCCGGUAUUUCAAGAAACGUUCAAGACGUGUCCCCAACUUCGGCUACAAGAUCUCACACGCUUAGAUAUUCGACAAUAUGCCAAGGACAAACUUAGUCGAAUGCAUUUCAAUGACAGCGAAAACAGUGAAGUACAUGAGCAUUUGCUAGAAGAGAUCUGUAACAAAUCUGACGGUGUUUUCUUAUGGGUCACUUUCGUGCUUCGGCAUAUCGAAAAUGGACUCAUCAACGGCGAUCAACUAAUAGACUCGAUGAGAAUCAUUGAUUCUCUCCCGACUGAAAUUGAACCUAUGCUUCAGCAGCUCUUGGACUCGAUUUCUCCCAAUAAUCAGAAACUGGCAUACAGUAUGCUAUUGUUUGCCCAAUUCUGUUAUCCCUACGAUAGCCGAGUCUCUUUGAUGCAAUACUCGUUCCUGGAGGAAUACGUUGAAGAUAAGGACUUUGCCCGGAACUCUGCUGUCGUACUUUUCACACCAGCUGAGAAUGCAAGAAGGCUAGAUAAGGCCGAGAAGCGUGUGUAUGGCGUGUGUAAGGGGCUUCUUGAACUCCGACCAGGUAACAGCCUAUCCGACUUCCACGAACUCUUUUGCCCGCCCGACUUUCUUCAGCAUUACGGCGUAAGUGAAGUUCGCAGACACUUGUGGCCAUGUGAAUCGCGCCGGCGCCGCUUCCCGGCCCAAUAUCAGCAUAGGAUUGGGAGUAUAGUCCGCCUCACACAUCGAUCGAUUGCGGAGUUCUUGGACAGUCCCGAAUUCCAGCAGAAGGCGAAACUCAAACUUGCUGGAUUUGACCCCUUCGAUGCCUACUGCCAAACAUACCUGGCCCUAUUAGAGCGCGUCCGUUUACCGAGAUCCUAUUUUAAUCGACCCCUUAAGAAGCAGUCACUACACACCCCUAAUGGCACGAACUGGGGUCAAUACCGGACAAGAGCUGGCGAAUCAGUAAUCUUUCAUUCACCCAGUCCCUCGUUACGACAGAAUGUCGGGUUGAGAAUUCUGCAGCAAAUCCAUCUUGGUCAGCCGGGGACUACGCCACGGUUUUGCGACUUCCUCAAUGACAUCUAUAACACAGUCAUCAAGCUGAACAUACAGAUGCCUUGUAAAUGGCGUAUGCUAAGUUCCAUAACGGAGAAGGCAGUCCGCCUGCCUGCCGCAGCCAUGAUCCCGCUAGCCUGCGCGGAAUUCGGGUUCUACGAAUACUUCCAAAGGAUCAGUCCAGACACCCACCUCGAGUCAGGAGACUUUCUCGCUGCUGCAUGUGUGUCCGUCCUAGGGUUCCCUAAGCUAGAACGCCCGACAGAGUGGAACCGCGCCCUGAAAACCUGCCAAGCUCUCUUCGACCUCGGCGCCUCUCCCGAUUGCUCCUUCGUUGCUGAUAGGGAACCCGCGUUCCACACCAUGCUGAAGAACUGGUGCGCGCACUACACCCCGACCCGCCCCCUAGCCAUCCUCGCCUUCAUGCUCUACCACGGCGCGAACCCGCGCUUCACCAUCGUCACGCACCCGACCACAUUCACGCGCCUCAUCGACGAGGACAAGCCCCCCUGGAUGCGGGUCUGGUUCAAGUCCGAGCAUCCCGUCGCAGGGAGGAAACUGCAGACCACGCGCCUCCGGAAAUCCAGAGGCACCCGGUGGCUCGUCAAAGCCACCCCGCAGACUCUCGCCGUGACCCGCGACCACGGCUACGAUAUCACCUUGCGCACGCUCGUCGCCCUCUGGUUCCCAGCCGCGCAGAGCGACGUGCUAGCGCAGGUCAUCGACUGGAUCCUCGCGCUCGGCGCGCCCGUGGACGCGCAGCACCGCGCGCAGCUGCAGGCAAAAUUCGGCGCUCAGCUCCGGCCCUUGUUCGAUCCGGAGGACCCGGGUUUCGUAGGCGCGGCGGUUCGGCAGCCGGAAAAUACUACUACUACUACUAUGUGGCCGGGCGGGCAGGUAGUGGCGCAUUGGGAGACGUAUAUUUUGACCCGGCAGGAAGAUGGCAAGCAGUUCUCGAGUUAUACCGAGAUGCCUUAGUCGUGUAUAUAGCAGUAUACAGAUAUGUACGGGAAGAUGGGGUGAGCGGGAUAUACAGUACAUGUCUGUCUCCUGUGUAGGUGCUCCGCGGGUAUCGCGGUCCCCUUGAAUUAGGUACCUAGGUUAGAUAUAUUGCGUUCUGAAGGAGGUACUCAUCUACCUACCUAGAGUUAAGAGAUAUCAUCAUAAUAAUGACGUUGGAUAUUCAAGCAUUAGGUAGC